GAGGCAGCAGUCCCCGCCGCUGCUGUCAGCCCGGGCAGGGUACAUCACCCUGAGCCCCCCCGCUUUGGGUGCCUCCUCCGUUCCCGGGGGGGAGGUCCAGGAGUUCUGAGGGGCGAAGCGGCAGGGACACCUCUCUUCAGAGAGGAGGCGACGUCGCAGCCCCGGAUGCGGCCAGAGGGCGCGGGAAUGGAGCUCGGCGGCUGCGAGGAGCGCCUGCCGGAGGAGAGCAGGAGGGAGCACUGGCAGUUGCUGGGUAAUUUGAAGACUACUGUGGAGGGUUUGGUGUCAGCCAACAGCCCCAACGUCUGGUCCAAGUAUGGUGGCCUGGAACGGCUUUGCAGGGACAUGCAGAGCAUCCUCUAUCAUGGGCUCAUCCAUGACCAGCAGGUGUGUUGCCGCCAGACUGAUUAUUGGCAGUUUGUGAAAGACAUCCGCUGGCUCAGUCCCCACUCAGCCCUUCACGUGGAGAAGUUCAUCGACUUGGAUGAGAAUGGCCAAAGCAGCACUGAUGGCGUGAGUGAGCCUGCCGUUGCAGAGUUGUGGCUGCAGCAUAGCUUGCAGUGCCACUGUCUCUCAGCCCAGCUCCGAACUCUACUUGGGGAUAGACAGUAUAUCAGAAAAUUCUACACAGAUACUGCUUUCCUGCUAAGCAACGCCCAUGUCACGGCCAUGCUCCAAUGCCUGGAAGCAGUGGAGCAGAACAACCCUCGCCUUCUGGCUCAGAUUGAUGCAUCUAUGUUUGCUGGAAAGCAUGAGAGCCUGCUGCCGGUGACAAAGAGCCAGAGCCUGACAGCUCUGCCUGGUUCCACAUACACCCCUCCAACCAGCUACGCUCAGCAUUCCUACUUUGGGUCCAUCUCUAGCCUCCACCAAUCCGCGCCCAACCACAGCUCAGAAAGAAGAUCUACUUCCUUUUCACUCUCUGGCCCUCCCCAGAGACCUCAAGAAAGCAGAGGGCACGUCUCACCAGUAGAGGAUCAAACUACCCAAGCCCCCCUGCUUCCAGUCUCUGCAUUAGCCAGGGCUUCCCCCUCGACCCCAAAUGAGAUGAGCUCCAGCACUUUAACCAGCCCCAUAGGAGCAUCCUGGGUCAGCAGCCAGAACGAUUCCCCAAGUGAUGCCAGUGAGGGGCCCGAGUACUUGGCCAUCGGCAAUGUGGACCCCCGAGGCCGGACCGCCAGCUGUCAGAGUCACAGCAGCAAUGCUGAGAGCAGCAGCUCAAACUUGUUCUCCUCCAGCAGCUCCCAUAAGCCAGAUUCUGCUGCUUCUUCGCUAGGGGACCAGGAGGGAGGUGGGCAGAGCCAGCUGUCCAGCGUCCUUCGCAGGUCCAGCUUCUCCGAGGGGCAGACACUCACUGUCACCAGUGGAACAAAGAAGAGCCAUACUCGCUCCCAUUCAGAUACCAACAUUGUCUCCAGAGGAGCCCCAGAAUCCUGCAAUGAUAAGUCGAAGUUGAGAAGCCCCUUGUCCUACUCUGGCCAAAGCAGUGAAGUCAGCACACCCAGCUCUCUGUACAUGGAGUAUGAGGGUGGUCAGUACCUGUGCUCGGGGGAAGGUAUGUUCCGAAGACCAUCAGAAGGACAGUCCCUCAUCAGCUACCUGUCUGAGCAAGACUUUGGCAGCUGUGCAGACCUGGAAAAGGAGAAUGCCCACUUCAGCAUCUCAGAGUCCUUGAUUGCUGCCAUUGAGCUAAUGAAGUGCAACAUGAUGAGCCAGUGCCUAGAUGAGGAGGAAGACGAGGAGGAAGAAAGCGAUAGAGAGAUCCAGGAACUGAAGCAGAAGAUCCGCCUUCGUCGCCAGCAGAUCCGCACCAAGAAUCUGCUCCCUGUGUACCAGGAGACUGAGCAUGGAAGUUUUCAGGUCACUUCCAGCAGCUCCCAGUUCAGUUCACAUGAUUCAGCACAGUUCUCUGACUCUGGCUCUGCUGAUGAGGUUGAUGAAUUUGAAAUCCAAGAUGGUAGCGAAGGAUCUAACCUGACUCACAUGUCAAAGAACGGACUCUCAGUGUCAAUGGCCUCGAUGUUUUCAGAUGCUGACAUCAGAAGGAACACAGCCUCAAACAGCAAAUCCAUCAUUUCCUCCCAAUCCUUCUCCCACUGCUUCCUCCACUCCACAUCCGCUGAGGCAGUGGCCAUGGGGCUCCUGAAGCAGUUUGAGGGGAUGCAGCUCCCAGCCGCCUCGGAGCUAGAGUGGCUAGUUCCAGAGCAUGAUGCCCCUCAGAAGCUCCUGCCCAUCCCUGACUCACUGCCCAUCUCACCAGAUGACGGGCAGCACGCUGAUAUCUACAAGCUGCGUAUUCGUGUUCGUGGCAACCUGGAGUGGGCCCCACCCCGGCCUCAGAUAAUAUUUAAUGUUCAUCCAGCCCCAACGAGGAAAAUUGCUGUGGCCAAGCAGAAUUACCGCUGUGCAGGAUGUGGCAUCCGGACUGACCCUGAUUAUAUUAAGCGGCUGCGGUACUGUGAGUACUUGGGCAAGUACUUCUGUCAGUGCUGCCACGAGAAUGCCCAGAUGGUCAUCCCCAGCCGGGUUUUGCGCAAGUGGGACUUCAGCAAGUACUAUGUCAGCAAUUUCUCCAAGGACCUGCUCAUUAAGAUCUGGAACGAUCCUCUCUUCAAUGUGCAGGACAUCAACAGUGCCCUCUAUAGGAAGGUCAAGCUGCUCAAUCAAGUUCGGCUGCUACGGAUCCAGCUGUAUCACAUGAAGAACAUGUUCAAGACAUGCCGACUGGCCAAAGAGCUUCUGGAUGCCUUUGACACAGUUCCGGGCCACCUGACAGAGGAUCUCCACCUAUACUCGCUGAAUGACCUGACUGCAACCAGGAAGGGGGAGCUGGGGCCCCGGCUUGCUGAGCUCACCAGGGCGGGGGCUGCCCAUGUAGAGCGAUGCAUGCUCUGCCAAGCCAAGGGCUUCAUCUGUGAGUUCUGUCAGAAUGAGGAUGACAUCAUCUUUCCUUUUGAGCUCCAUAAGUGCCGGACCUGUGAAGAGUGUAAAGCAUGUUACCAUAAAGCUUGUUUCAAGUCUGGGACCUGUCCUCGGUGUGAGCGGCUCCAGGCCCGGCGGGAGUUGCUGGCCAAGCAGAGCCUGGAGUCCUACAUGUCAGACUACGAGGAGGAACCCACUGAAGCCUUGGCCCUAGAGGCCACCGUCCUAGAGACCACCUGAAGAAAGCACAUUAAGCCCUCUUUCUAGGGGCUAGAGUCACACUAGACUGUGCAGAACUGAGCCACCCUUUUAAGGACUUUCCCCACUUGAGUUGUUUUUUUUUUUUUUGAAUUAUUAUCAUUAUUAUUUUUUAUGACUUGUCUAGAGUCCAUGUAUAGUCAACCUUUGUUAGGUUGAUGGGGUCCAGCCUGUGGUGACAAUUUGUGGGUACCAAGUAUUUCCAUCAGAACUGACACAUGGGUCCUUAAGUGAAGCUUCUAGUACCUCUGUCAGAGGGAUGGACAGUGGGACCCAAUUCUUUCAUCCAUGGCCUUCUCCACUUAGACCAGAUCUGGUUUCAGCUGCAUCUCAAGUGUCAUUUCCAGUUUUACUUUGUUUUAGUUCUGGAGCUUCUGAGCCAGGCCAUUCUCAACCAACUCACUUCUCCUUUGCUGCUGAAACAGGAGGAUGGAGUUUUCUCUCCAAAUCCUGAAAUAGGGUCAGACUGUGCCCUGAGGAGAAGCAGCAGAGAAUUGGACUACAUUGUGGGCAUUCUGUCCGGCUUAUUUAGGUAUUUUUAAGGCCAUAAAAACAACAUUAUUACUACCUUGGAAUCCUCAGAGACCUCAAGGAGGCAGCCAUGACUUCUUCGUUUGAAAUAUUCUAGGCAUAGUGAUGUCGCAAGCUGACUUUCUUUAUCCACCCUGGUGAGCUUGAAGCAAAGAACAGAACUGAUGCUUAGGCCAGGCGCAUUCAUAGCCUUACACCAAGCAUAGGUGAGGCUAUAGCUCUGUUGCUUAAGGAGCAUUUAUUCAGUCAGAGGAGCUGCUGCCCACCUCUUAGGUGAUAAGGUCCCUUCUAGUCAACCUGUCUCUGGGGCAGCUAUAAUCUUUCAAGCUCAGGCAAGUCCCUGAUGCCAUCCUAAAUUGAGACCAGAAACCCCAUUAGCCAUCUUAUUAGCGGGUCUCUUGCCACUGUGUCCUCUGUUAGAUGGUCAUUGUGGUUCUGAGUAAAAGGAAAACCCAACUCCAUUCUUUCUCUCCCCUUCUUGCAGUAGAGCUGGGACCCUCCCUGAUGGCUGAUGUCUUGCCUUGGUUUCUUUCAUCAAAGUUGGGGAAAAAGCUUCCUGCUAUUAGUAGUGUUAGAGAACUUGACAACUUGUGGAUGUGAGUGUGAAUGUUCCUGUGUUCUUGGGAUAACAAGAGCCUUCAUGCCUAUUAUGCACUUAACUCUUUAGCCUGGUGAUAUUCGUAUGUUCAGUCAUUCUUUUUCAUAGUACUAAUUUUAACACACCUACCCCCUUUUUUUUAAAUAUGUGUUUUGAUGGGAAAAGUUUUUGAUGGGACCGUGUAUAUGUUUGUGGUGUUCUUUAAGUUGCUGUAGCUCCUGACCUCUAUGUAAAACACUGGUCAGGGUCGCUGCUCCGAGAGCCGGCAGCUCUGUGAACAAAAGCCCACGGCAUUUUUGUUCUGAGACUGACUUCUUCCUGUGUACCUGUCUUUCCAUAGUUAGUUGCUAGUAGAAAAAACUUGGUGUGGGCACUGCCCUAGGAAGCUGAACAGAAAGUUGCACGUGGUUGGUGGAAGCUGAUGAGUGCCUGGGCUGGAGGCAACCAGGAGGCUCACGGGAAGUAGAGGGGCAGUAAGGUAAUGGCCAGAGCUGAGGCUCCACCAGGGCAGGAGCAGGGAGGAAUUGGCCCAUGGCGUUGGUCCCUCUCUGUCAGACUGGGAUCUGAAGCUGCAUCAGGCUGGAAGACCCUGAGGCUGCUCUCCCUUCAGUUCAGAGGGGAGGCUCUGAAAGCCAAGGCCUCUAGCCCAGCCCAGUUUCGAAGGGCCGACUAGAAGCUCCCUUGUCCUUUAAGGAGCUUUGGGAAUGACCCCACAAAACUCAAGUCUUACUAAGGGUUAGGCCUCAGAUUCAGACAGGGGUUUGUAAAAAAUGGUGAUCUCUACUUCCAGUUUUGGUUUAAAUUACAAAUCCAACUCCUUACUCCAAGUCAGUACACUGGAGGAGAGAUGUACUCUCAUUAUUGUCCUGCCUGUUUCAUAUUAGCAGAGGAACAAAAGAUGGAAAAUGCUGACAGUUUCUAAAGCUGAACUCAACGAUCUUACAUGCUCCUUGUUUUUCACUUAUUUUUCUCCACCUCCGCCACUCCAUCCUUUUUGAUUGCAUAUCUGUUUUAGUGACCCUGACAGUCUGCUGUCAUCACUGUCCAAAUACCCAUUUGUUUAUUUAUUUAUUUGAGAGUAAGAGGAGAGAGGAAAGAGGAUGGGAUGUUUUGAAAGCACUUUGUAACUUACCAGUAUCUGAAAAUCCCCUGCUAUUGUGGGGAAAAGCUUUGAAUGCACUGAAGAGAGUUCCUUCUGAAUGAAAUGAGAGGGAAGAAGUGUUCUUUUUUAUAAAUAAAGGGAAAAAAAGUUUGCUUACAAGGUGGAGACAAGAUUCAAGACAUAGCAGAAGAGUGGAAAGUAAAUAUUUUCCACUUAAAUGAGGCUGUUACUGACUUUCUCUACCAAGGCUUUAGAGCUUCUGUUGAUUUAAUAUAAGAGGAGCAAGAGUCUAAAUAGAGAUAUUCUGUGUGUGUACAACUUGUGUUCUGAACUGGAUUUCUACUUGCUGUAAUUCAUACAUAGCCUGACAGUUCAUUGUCAUCUUUAAUAAACUAUGGAAAUGAAAUUCUGCCUUUUAUUUGCCUGCCUUGACUAUGAGGAAGUAGUACUGAGUGUCUACUGUAAAGCAGGCAUGUCUGAAAAUUCAGAAGGUUUCUGUGUUAUAAUGCAAAGAAAAGUGGACCUUACAAGUCGGGAAAAGUGGGUUGGAAUGCUUCAUCACUGACUUGC
Diceros bicornis minor is the source of this 5981-nucleotide messenger RNA. It is a transcript of the gene RUBCN, whose product is annotated as rubicon autophagy regulator. Bases 166 to 3162 code for a protein of 998 amino acids. Gene Ontology annotation, cellular component: early endosome; late endosome. The record is from RefSeq and is a predicted model, not a curated record. Lineage: Eukaryota; Metazoa; Chordata; Mammalia; Perissodactyla; Rhinocerotidae. Gene Ontology annotation, biological process: negative regulation of autophagosome maturation; negative regulation of endocytosis. Gene Ontology annotation, molecular function: phosphatidylinositol phosphate binding. The transcript is spliced from 21 exons.